This is a messenger RNA of Micromonas pusilla CCMP1545, 1895 nucleotides long. RefSeq lists its product as uncharacterized. The transcript is spliced from 2 exons. The annotation marks the transcript as partial. Gene Ontology annotation, molecular function: protein binding. NCBI's taxonomy places the organism in Eukaryota, Viridiplantae, Chlorophyta, Mamiellophyceae, Mamiellales, Mamiellaceae. The record is from RefSeq and is a predicted model, not a curated record.
CACGGACUCACACGGGAUGACGUUCGAACACCCUAACGCGAAAGGGGUGCUGAUGCCGGGGCAGUCGAAAUGUCACAUUGGACGGCUCGUUCCGCGCGGAACUGGGGACGAGCAGGAAGAUCCCGUCUGUCGAAAGACGUGUUCACCCACCGGAGAUUUCCCGAAUAAAGGAAAAACGGAAAGGCUGUCCACCGCGUUCACGCACACGACGCUGACGGAGGAUGCGGAUAUCACACUGCGCGCGUCCAUGGUGACGCCCGUGGAAAACAUUGAGGGCUGUCUACCGUGUGGCGCGACGAUGAAGUGGUCAUGCUGUAACCAGUGCUGUGGCGCGUGUGCGUUGUGGUCUGAGGACGGAUUCCUGGAGUGUCGAAGAGAAGAGCUUGCCCAUGUCGGGCUAGUUGACGAAACGGAAGACGAGUCCUCUGCUGUGUUAGAAAGAAAAAAGCAACUUGAGAAUGACGUCGAGAAUCCGACAGCGUGUGCGUUCGCAACUUGGGAUGGGUGUCAGCCUGUCCCAGAAGACUGCAUUACGUCUAGCAUCGAGCCGCGAGCGCAGAUAGGUACGCGAUUAGCGCGUGUGUCUCUCAAUCGGGGUAGAGUUAAUUCUUGUCAAGUGAGCCCCGAUGCCACCAAGCUUGCUGUGGCAUGUGAAGACGGCAGUGUCGUGGUGUAUAACCUCGAUGCUUUGCAGGGUGACCUCGGCAUAAACCAGCUCGGAGUCAUAUUGCCGGGAAGGGCACCCAAGGUGAGGGCGAAGCCAAAGACAGUUGUGAACUUUGAUAGUGACAGCGAAAAUGAGAACGCUGAUGAAGAGCACAAUAUUGUGGCUGCAAAUACCACUUUUGAGCACGGGGUCAAAUUUGAUGUCUCCGUCGGUUUGACUGAGGGAGAGACGGCGAUGCCGUCUACUGUUCCGUCCACGAAACAUGUCGAGAAUGCUGAUUUUGAACCUAAAUCUCCGCGCGUUGCGAUCACCCCACGUUUUGUCAUGAUCGAAAAACCAGCACAGGUGUCAUUUGAGACGACGCCUCGUGGACACGAAGGUGCGGUCACGUGCGCCACUUUUUCCCACGACUCCCUCAGCUUGUUCACGGGCAGUCGCGACUCGACUAUCAAACGGUGGUCGUUACCUGACUUGUGUCUUUUGAAGACAUACAAAUGUGAGAAAAAAGUAGAACAGGGCGACGUCUUAGCGAUUUUGUUAAGCCCUGAUGGCAAUAUGCUGCACGGGUCCGGGGAAAAUACGUGCUUGACGACAUGGGACGUACAUUCCGGGCAAGUUCUGGACAGAAUGUACCAGCGGCGCGUUCAUGAGAAGGUCCACGAGGAGGCGUUGUCUAGUACCGUUGACUUUGAGGAGGAAGAGGAGAUCAAGGACACGAAGAGCGCUGGUGCGGCAGACACCUCUAGUAAGGAUGAUGACGAAGAAUCGAAGAAUGGCUAUGACGGCUCACCCACGGUUGAUGUCGAAAACAAUACGGAGGCGGGAAAGCAAAUGAAGCAUGUUUUGACGCAGACCAAGCCAAAGGGCACGCCUAUAUGGAUCCAGUGCAUGACGGCUGCUGCCGAUUGUCCAGUACUCGUGUUUACUGGGUCACGUGACUCUGCCGUGCGCCGUUGGAACGUCGAGACGCGGGUUUGCGAACACGUAUUCUCAGGACAUGGCUCGUCCCCUGUCAAUUCUGUUGCUAUUUCAAAAGAUGGAUCUGACGUCUUUAGCGGUGGCGGGAGGGAAGAUGGCAUGUUAUGCCAUUACCGUUGGGGCGAUGUAUCAGGCAUGAAACAUACGUGUGAAAACGGAGUGGCAAUGAAGUCAGGUCCUGUCGAGGGUUCCUACGUCCGUAUUAGGUCGUUCAUACCCCCUCGAAUGCGGGGUACGGAGAAUAUUAACU